This is a messenger RNA of Mustela erminea (ermine), 4855 nucleotides long. It is a transcript of the gene DUSP9, whose product is annotated as dual specificity phosphatase 9. Gene Ontology annotation, cellular component: cytoplasm; cytosol. The record is from RefSeq and is a predicted model, not a curated record. Lineage: Eukaryota; Metazoa; Chordata; Mammalia; Carnivora; Mustelidae. The coding region runs from base 2579 to 3721 and encodes 380 amino acids. The transcript has 4 exons. Gene Ontology annotation, biological process: negative regulation of MAPK cascade; protein dephosphorylation. Gene Ontology annotation, molecular function: protein tyrosine/threonine phosphatase activity; MAP kinase tyrosine/serine/threonine phosphatase activity.
CCCGGGAGCUGGCGCUGCAGGGGACCAAGUGCGGGCCGGCCCGGCUGGGGGCGGGGGGCUUGGCUGCGCUCAGCCCUGCAGUGCGGAGGUGGCAACAGGUUCCAGUGUGUCCUGCUGCUGGCGCAGCAGGCGCUGCUGGCGCGGGGCACCGAGUACUCAUUUGCGAGACUGCAUACUGCCCCCCACACCGGUUUCCCCCGGUAGGUGGGCUUGCCGGCGGAGGGAGCAAGGUGCAGGGCAGCCCCUUCAGGAGCCGGGAGCGGCAGGCUCCCGCACAACCCCACUGGGGUGGGGGGGAGUUCUUGGAGGCAGGCUUCCUCUCUGUUCAUCCGUGCCGAAGUUGCCUUACCUGCCGCGGUCAUCUUCCCAGACAGACACCCCUGGCCUCCUCCAGGGACCCCUCUCCAAAAAGCCUGCCUGGGCACCUCGGAAGCCCCAAACUGCUGUGGUUAGGCACUGCGGCUUCAGGGAACUGAGUCCUGGAGCGCAGAGGAAGGAGACUACAGGAAGGGGGGCGGGGGGGCGGGGGGUCCCCUGAAAAAGGAGCAGAAUCUGAACAGGCGGCAGAGGAGGGAGGCCUGGGCUGGGGGCAGGAGGACACAGCGCAGCUCCCAGGGGCGCCUGGAUGCAGCCAAUGGGACUCAUACCAGAGGCCAGGCCACGGUGGGCUGUCGCUAAAGAUGAGUCCCAGGCUGGCAGCCCCCGGGCCAGGGAGGGAAGGAAGGAGGGGGUGCUGGAGGCCACUUAGAGGGCCUGGUUCUCUCCCUAGUAUCCCUUCCUUCCUUUUCUCUUUUUACUCCGUGGUUCAGGAGAGGAGUCUUCAUCAGUAGCACUGACCUUGAUUAUCCUGAACACUGACCUUCGGGUGGUUUUGUCAUACAUCUUGCCUUUUACUUAGUUUCCUGGGCUAGAUUCCCAGAAGUGGCCAGAGGGUGUAGAUUCCUUCGCAGCUCUGGACGCAUAGGACCGAUUAAUUUCCGAAGGGCCGGACCGAUGGAGAAUCCUCCGGCACCCAGCAACAGAGCAGCGGGCUGAUUUCACAGCACCCUUGGCAGCACUGGGUGUACUCAUUCUGAGAACGUUUUAGCAAUGCAACAGGUGGGGAGGGUCACCUUGCUUCUUAAAUUUACCCACAUUCCAUACCUGAGCUUGAACCUUUCCCCAACGGUCUGGUACCAGUUGCAUUUCUUCCCUCAAGCGGUCUUUUCUGGUUCCUUUCUGGUUCCUUGCCUGUUUAUCAGAGUCUUAACCUCUUGAUUCAUUUGUAUGAGUUUUAUCUUAUCUGCUCUACAUUUUCCUUCAACUCUGCUGUUUGCUUUCGAUGGGUUUUAAGCAGGGAAGGGACACUUAUCACACCCAGCAUUAUCUUGCUCAGGCUCUCUGUUUAUUACUGACGUAUCCCGCUAAACUGGGAGCAUGGAGAAAGGGACCCCGACGUCCUGUGCGUUUGCCAGCCUGUGUCCGUGGAAGGCGUAGAGGCCACUGGCCUGUGAUGAACAAAGGUCUGGUACAGGGCAGAGCGGGCUAGGGGGUGGUUGAGGCUGGCAGGCCUCCCUGGAAGCGGGGGGAGAGGGCUUUGGAAGCUGGGACGACACCCUGGUCAAGAGCUGUCCAGUGCAGGCCCUCAGCUAGUGCGGAGAGCAGAGGUGUAAGAGAUCAAUUUAAGUACAAAGUACCUGGCUCUUGACCAGGGAGGAGGCAGGGGGAGACGCCGGGGAUAAUUCCCAGGACAGAAGUGUGGUAAGAGCAGAGCAACCCAGUUUAGGACUGGAGGCUCAGAGCUCCUGGGUGCCUUGGGUGAAGCCUGUGCAGGGGGGAAGCCCUGGGGUUCCCCAGAAGCUGUCAUCUGCGCGCCUUGCCCUUGGGCAGAGUUCGGGCCCAGAAGACAACAGCGGGUUUCUGGUCUUGCUUCCUCCUCCCCUCCAUGAUUUCAGUGGCAUCCUGCAAAAACCCAAGGUGGUAGGUGCUUCUGAUGAGCCCAUUGUACAGAUGGGGUCACUGGAGUCGGAGUUGGAGAGGGAGUAGGGCUAGAGGCAGCUUCUGGGACAGGGGCUCUGGGCUCUUACUUAGCCCUACCCCUCCCCCUGCCUCUGGCGGUCAACUGGCGCGGGGCAGAAGAACUGAGGCCGGUCCCCUACUGGGCCCCUGACCUGCCCUUGGCCUCUGCCCCGGCCCCUGUCCCGCUUGGGUGGAAGCCCCAGCUCAGCGCGCCACUUGGGGGCCCACCCGACCGCUUUGCUGGCACCCGUUGGCUCGCUGGCCCCCAUGAGCCCGCCCCCACUGCCCCGCCCCUCCAAACGGCCACUCCACGUCCAAAGGCAGCGACUUCCAAGGUGGAAACUGGGUCCCGCUGCCAGGAAGCAGCCUGCUUGAGAGCGGCGCGGGACUCGGGGCUUCCACGUGCGCGCCUGCCCUGCCAGCCCACCGUCUUCCCCGGAGACCGGGCCCCGGGACGCCCUUACCGGGGAACGGCGCCCGGCUUUGCGCGCUGGCUUUGGCUCGGACGUCCCCGCGCGGCCGCCCGCCGCCCGAUCGCGCUCCAGCACCGGCGGUCCGACGUGCCCGGAGCCGCGAGCCCAUGGAGGGCCUGGGCCGCUCGUGCCUGUGGCUGCGUCGGGAGCUGUCGCCCCAACGGCCCCGGCUGCUGUUGCUGGACUGCCGAAGCCGCGAGCUGUACGAGUCGGCGCGCAUCGGCGGGGCGCUGAGCGUGGCCCUGCCCGCGCUGCUGCUGCGCCGCCUGCGGCGGGGGAGCCUGUCGGUGCGCGCGCUCCUGCCCGGGCCGCCGCUGCAGCCGCCCCCGCCCGCCCCGGUGCUCCUGUACGACCAGGGCGGGGGCCGCCACCGGCGCGGGGAGGCGGAGGCCGAGGAGUGGGAGGCCGACUCGGUGCUGGGCACCCUGCUCCAGAAGCUGCGGGAGGAAGGCUACCUAGCGUACUACCUGCAGGGUGGCUUCAGCAGAUUCCAGGCGGAGUGUCCCCACCUGUGUGAGACCAGCCUCAGCAGCCGAGGUGGCCCCAGCACAGCCCCAGGGCCCAGCCCCGUGGUGGGGCUGGGUGGCCUCUGCCUGGGCUCUGACUGCUCUGAUGCCGAAUCUGAGCCGGACCGCGAUGGCAUGAGCUGUGGCCUGGAUUCGGAGGGUGCCACACCGCCCCCAGCAGGGCUGCUGCCCUCCUUCCCUGUCCAGAUCCUGCCCAACCUCUACCUGGGCAGCGCCCGGGAUUCAGCCAACGUGGAGAGCCUGGCCCAGCUGGGCAUCCGCUACAUUCUCAACGUCACCCCCAACCUCCCGAACCUCUUCGAGAAGAAUGGUGACUUUCACUACAAGCAGAUCCCCAUCUCAGACCACUGGAGCCAGAACUUGUCCCAGUUCUUUCCUGAGGCCAUUGCAUUCAUCGAUGAGGCCUUGUCCCAGAACUGCGGGGUGCUCGUUCACUGCCUGGCGGGCGUCAGCCGCUCUGUCACCGUCACCGUGGCCUACCUCAUGCAGAAGCGCCACCUCUCCCUCAACGAUGCCUACGACCUGGUCAAGCGGAAGAAGUCCAACAUCUCACCCAACUUCAACUUCAUGGGGCAGCUGCUGGACUUCGAGCGCAGCCUUCGGCUGGAGGAGCGGCGCGCCCAGGAGCGCAGCAGCGGGGGGCCCAAGUCCUCGGCCUCCGACCCGCCCUCCUUCUUCACCACCCCUACCAGCGACGGUGUCUUCGAGCUGGACCCCACAUAGGGGCCCGCUCCACCCCCCAGAGGGUGCCCCUGACCACCCGCGGGCUGGCGGGGAGGUGGGAGGGGGCUCAGCCGGAAGCAAGGGGGGGUGGGGGGGAGCGCAAUACCUCAGGGGAGGGCUGUUGGGAAGAGGCCAGAGCCAGGAGCCCCUCCAGAGUGGCUGCGGGGGAGACCUGUCCUACCCACUUGAAACAUCCACGGGAAUCCUAUUAAAUGUGCCUAUAAGCUGGGCCAGGGCCACGGGCCUGACCCGUGCCGCUUUCGGGCGGAACCACGCUCCAGAACCUGCCUCUUCUGCGACUGUUACUUUUUUGUUUGGGGGGUGGGGGGUGGGGGGAAUUCCCAUUCCAAGGGACAGAUCCAGGUGGCUGCCCAUUCUUGGGCCUCGAGCCUCCCUGGAGCUGUUCCCUGCAGAAGGGUGUGUGCCUGCUCUGGGGACCCGCUCACAGUCCCACCCCUGUCCCCAAAUGGCCGCUUCUGGGGAGGGGCUCACCACCAGCUGGUCACCUCCCUGCUUUUCUGCCAAGGCCUUAGGCCCCUUGGGGCUGAGGGCCUCCCCGUGGACAUGGGCUCGGAGGUGCCCUGGCUGCAGGGCAUCCACACCGAGGCCCCUUUCCCGGGCCCGCAGCUCCUUGCAGGCCGGCGCUGCAGGGGCGGGUGUGGCCCGGGGAGCAGCCGAGCCGUUCCAGGCCACACAUCUGGCGCCCUGUUUAUCCACUUGACGUUUGAAAAGAUGCUUUUUUUUCCUCUUCCCCCAGAUGUCUUAACAGGGAUCACUGGGGCUCUUUGUGACCGAGGGCAGCCACACUGCCGCCAGAGGAGAUGGGGGUCUCAGGGCAAGAGCUGGGGGUGGGGAAGGGGAAGGAGGCGGCCUGGGUUUGGCUGCUGCGGGUCCCGCAGAGCCACGGUUGGUUGAUCUGUGGGGCGGGGAAGGGGCCAAGCUGCAUACACAGAGUCAUUCACUGCAGGUCACACCCCUGGUGGGCGGUGUGCAUGCACACGUGUGUGCAUGAGUCCGCGCUCACACACCCAGCCCAGGGCCCCCAGUCCUUGCUGCGGGACCAUCUCACGCUUGGGAAUCCACACCAUGGUUGCUUUCUUGAAUUGUUCCUGAAUAAACUCUUUCUGUAAGAUA